Messenger RNA from Poecilia reticulata (guppy), 7057 nucleotides. RefSeq names its product collagen, type IV, alpha 4 (gene col4a4). NCBI's taxonomy places the organism in Eukaryota, Metazoa, Chordata, Actinopteri, Cyprinodontiformes, Poeciliidae. Gene Ontology annotation, biological process: extracellular matrix organization. The record is from RefSeq and is a predicted model, not a curated record. Gene Ontology annotation, cellular component: collagen trimer. Gene Ontology annotation, molecular function: extracellular matrix structural constituent conferring tensile strength.
GACCGACGGGGUCAUGUGGUAACCAGGACUCCACUCUGAGGACAAGAUGUCUGCCGGUUCAGGCUCCGCCCCCCGGCGCCAUCCAUGGAUCUGGUGUUUCCUGGCUCUGAUCACAGCUCCUCCUGGAGGUCAAGGGGGCGACCUGAUGGAGCCGUGUGACGGGCGGGACUGCACCACCUGCCAGUGUUUACCUGCCAAAGGAGCCAGGGGUUUCCCAGGUCCUCUGGGUCUGCAGGGGCCUCAGGGGCCUCCAGGCUUCCCGGGCGGACCGGGACUUCCAGGGCAGAAGGGCGGUAGAGGAGCCGAGGGGCCGAUGGGAGGUUUUGGGGCAAAAGGAGAUGCUGGCCCCGCCGGUCUGCACGGUUUUUCGGGUUUGGACGGAGUCCCGGGCCUCCCCGGCCCGGCUGGAGGGCCUGGUCAUCCAGGUCUGGACGGAUGCAACGGUACCAGAGGAAUCCGGGGGAAUCCGGGGCUUCCAGGGGAACAGGGCCCUAAUGGAGAACCGGGUUUUACCGGUCCGAAGGGACGUAAAGGAGAGCCAUCGGCCAACUUCACCCAGUACCCCGGAGCUCCUGGCGACGCCGGGCCCAGCGGACUGCCGGGUCUGCAGGGGGAAGAUGGUCUGCCGGGCCCAACCGGACCCGCGGGUCCAACCGGAUCAGCUGGACCCGAUGGCCCUCCUGGUUCACCCGGAUCAAGGGGCCCGCCUGGUCAAAAAGGUCGAUUACUGCCGGGACCGAAAGGAGACGAGGGAGACCAGGGCCCCCAGGGGCCUCCGGGGCCCUUCGAGUACAUCGACCCUCCAGAGGACUUGUACAUAAAAGGGGAGAAGGGAUCUCCGGGGGAACCAGGACAGCGUGGCGUUCAGGGACUCCCGAGUCGGGAUGCGCCGCCUGGGAUCAAAGGAGAGAUGGGGAUUGUUGGAUUUCCAGGAGCCAGAGGGGAUUCUGGUCGACCCGGUCCGUCCGGACGGAAAGGCGCCUGGGGGACGAAAGGGAGCCAGGGUCUCCCAGGACUGAUAGGUCAAGAAGGUUUUAAGGGCUUUGCUGGUGAUCCGGGCCCUAAAGGCCCCCCUGUGAUUGAUGAUGUCACUCACAUAGGUGACACCGGGGACCCUGGGUUCCCUGGGGGAAGGGGCCCUCCUGGUGACAUGGGGCCAAUGGGAACGCUUGGUCCCCCUGGAUUCCCAGGAUCAUCAACACCAGGACUUAAAGGUUUUGAUGGUCCGAAGGGCGAACCUGGGUACAAAGGGGAGAGAGGAGAUCCGGGUCAGACUACAGACGAAGUGGCACAUGGAGAACCUGGAAAACCGGGACGGCGGGGACAUCGAGGGCCGAAGGGACUGCAGGGCCUCCCAGGAACGGUCUGUCUUAAAGGAGACAAAGGAGGCAAUGGAGAGCCAGGUGAUGGGGGCAUUCCAGGGCCGAGAGGCAAUGAUGGCAGUAAGGGUGUUCCUGGUGAAUGUCUAUGUAAAUCUACUGACCUGAAGGGCCCUCAAGGGCCUCCAGGGCCUAAAGGGCUUCCAGGGUCAAGAGGACAGCCCGGACCCCCAGGCCUCAAAGGAGAGAUGGGUUACUCUGGAGACUCGGGAGCGGAGGGGGUCCAGGGAGCGAAGGGCUUCAGGGGCCCCAACGGCCAGAAAGGACGGAAAGGUUUCACUGUGGGCGGCUUGAAAGGUGAAAAGGGAGAAAAGGGCAAAGUGGGCCCUGAGGGGGCCCCAGGAACCUGGGGCACAGACGGACCCUCGGGGCGCCCAGGACCACCUGGAGAUCCAGGACUUAAGGGGGACAGUGUCUCUUGUUUCCCUGGAGACAAAGGCUUCCCUGGACCCCCAGGACCGAAAGGAUUCCCAGGACGGCUGGGCCCCCCUGGAGUCAGCGUGGAGGGACCCCCUGGAGAGCGCGGGCCCCCUGGAAACCUGGGACCCGAUGGAUUUCCUGGACCGCCUGGACUGAAGGGAGAUCCAGGAGACCGUGGCCCCUGUUUUUCGACCCCCGGCCCUCGGGGGCCGAAGGGAGACCGUGGACCAGCAGGUGCCUCAGGUCCUCCAGGUGCUAAAGGCACCGCUGGCAUCCGAGGGCCAGACGGGCCUAAAGGGGACAAGGGACUGUCUCAUGCUCGAGGACCGCCUGGGGACCGAGGACGUCCAGGUGCUGAUGGAGAUCCUGGAGAAGACGGAACCGACAGUUGUUGUUACAAUGGAAGUCCAGGUUAUCCGGGGCCGCUCGGCCCCACUGGACUCCCCGGACCAAGAGGCAACACUCACAGUGGCCCCCAGGGGCCCGAAGGCCGGCCUGGACCGCCGGGGUCCCCAGGACGUAAAGGACGCCACGGCCCCCCGGGCAACCAGGGAGUACCAGGUCCCCAGGGGCCUUCUGGCUACCCUGGAGCGAAGGGACACAAAGGAAAUGUCGGGGCCCCUGGUCGACCAGGCCCCCUGGGGCCCACAUCAGACGAUUGUAAGGCAAGGACGCCUGAUGGCAUGGGCCCCCCAGGCCCUCCGGGACCCCGUGGCCCUCAAGGACCUCGUGGCCCUCACGGUUAUAAAGGAGAAAUUGGGGAUAAAGGUCUUCCAGCUAUUGGUCCAAAAGGCAAUAUUGGAGAACCUGGAUUUCCAGGGUCUCCAGGGACUCAGGGAUGUAAAGGGCCCCAAGGCCCAGUUGGGGACCCUGGCCAAAUGGGGCCCUUUGGUAGGAAAGGUCUGACUGGGCCCGGGGGCUUUGAAGGAAGGCCAGGUUUUCCAGGAAACAAGGGCAUCCCUGGAGGCCCAGGCAAGCCCGGAGAGUGGGGGCCUAAAGGACAAGAUGGAGGUCAGGGUUGUGCAGGCCCAAAGGGACCAAAAGGUCACAAAGGUUGUGCCGGUCCUCCAGGAGAACUCCUUCCCAGACCUGAAAAGGGCCCAAGAGGACCACCAGGACCCUCCGGCGAGCCGGGAUUCUCUGGACCACGAGGAAACAAAGGUGAGGCUGGAUGUCCAGGGAAUACUGGGUAUCUGGGGCCCAAUGGACCCCCAGGCUGUAAGGGACCCCAGGGACCCCAAGGGCCCCAGGGUAAGCAAGGCCUGCCCGGACCUCAAGGAACCAAAGGACAUCAAGGAUACUUCGGAUUUCCUGGGCUGAAUGGAGAACCGGGCGACCCAGGAUGUCUGGGACCCCCUGGGAGACCUGGUAAUCCAGGAUGUCGUGGACCUAAAGGUGAUAAAGGAGACGCCCUUGGUGGUCCUGGUCCACCUGGAGAUAAGGGCCAUCCUGGGGACAGAGGCCCUGAUGGCCCUUGUGGCCCUCCUGGAGAUUGUGGCCCCAAAGGCCUCUGUGGGCCACAAGGACAAAGAGGAAGCAAGGGACACAAAGGAUUACAAGGAUACCCUGGUGAACCAGGUGUGGCUGGUCCUCCAGGGCCCAGAGGUUACCAGGGGCUUCGAGGGCCUCCUGGUCAAGAUGGAGUGGACGGUCCUCUGGGGAGGGAUGGCUACGCAGGGAACAAAGGAGCUCCGGGGUCACCAGGGCUUCAUGGAUUAGACGGACUGAGUGGACAAAAAGGAGCCAAGGGGUCAAAAGGUGUAUGUCAGGGCAACAGUAAAAGUGAAAAAGGCCCUCCAGGCCCUAAAGGUUCUCCAGGUCCUCCAGGUCCCACUUGUCCACCCAAGAACGGCCCACCAGGACCGAAAGGCCCAACGGGACCCAAAGGGCCUCCAGGUGAUAAUGGACCGCCAGGUCCGCCUGCAAGCGACUGUAAAAACCCAAAACCAGGGCCACGGGGGGAUCCCGGUUAUAUGGGCCCAGAUGGAGACCCAGGUUGUCCUGGGGAAAUGGGAGAUCCUGGUCCAAAUACACCAAACUGUGGGGACAAAGGAGACACCGGUGAUCCAGGGUACUUGGGGCCAAAAGGACGCCGUGGAUAUCAGGGGCCACCAGGACCACCAGGCUACCCUGGAAACCAAGGCCCCAAAGGUAUGAAAGGCGACUCGGGUUUUCUGGGCAUACCUGGAGAACGGGGUGCGAGGGGUCAUCCGGGUCGCCCAGGGCCCAAAGGAAGGCCUGGAGGCAAAGGAUCAGAUGGUCCAAAGGGGCAGAAAGGCCGAAUUUUACCGAAUGGCCCUCCUUGCUCACCGGUUACGGGCCCUAGAGGGCCACCUGGCCCUCCUGGAGCUAGCGGAGAUCGGGGCCUGAGGGGCGAAAUUGGCCCCAGAGGGAGGAAUGGGAUGAAGGGGGAUCCUGGGACUGAUGGAGCAGUGGGCCCCCGGGGACGAGAAGGCUCCUUGGGACAGAUGGGAGAGCCAGGCCAGCCUGGAGAGAACGGAGUUCUGGGAGAAAAAGGCGAUCCGGGUCCCCCCGGUGACCCAGGUCCACCUGGACCGACCGGAGGCAUGAAACCAGGGUUCCUGUUGGUGAAGCACAGCCAAUCAAAGGUUGAACCAACAUGUCCGCCAAAUACGCAUCUGCUUUGGACUGGAUACAGCCUGCUGUACCUGGAGGGCCAGGAGAAGGCGUACUCCCAGGAUCUGGGUCAGGCCGGUUCCUGCGUUCCCGUGUUCUCCACCUUGCCGUUCUCGGUCUGCGAGACCAAAAAGUGCAAAUACGCCAAUCGAAACGACAAAUCCUAUUGGCUGUCGACGAUGAUGCCGCAUCCAGACCAUCCAUUCAGAGGAGAGACCAUCAAGGAGUACAUCAGUCGCUGCGUGGUGUGUGAGGCGCCCUCUGCUGCCGUGGCCAUGCAUGACCCCAACUCCAGCGAGCCACCAAGCUGCCCCCCCAACUGGAGCCGCCUGUGGACCGGAUACUCCAUCAUCAUGUUUUCAGGUGGCGGUGAUGAGGGCGGCGGCCUCUCCCUGGUGUCGCCGGGCAGCUGCCUGUCGCAGUUCAAAGCCCAGCCCUUCGUGGAGUGCCAGGGCGCCCGGGGAACCUGCCACUUCUUCGCCAACAUCUACAGCUUCUGGCUGACCACCCAGAGCGGCACCGAGGGCGCGCUGACCGACGCCGACCAGCAGAGGGCGCGCGUCGCCCAGUGCAGCGUCUGCAUCCGCAUGUGAGGCGCAGCGGGGCGGCGCUGGAGAGACUGGCGCCUUAAAGACCGGGGCGGGGCGCAGGAUGGGGCUUUUAUUUUGAAGAGGAGAAACUGUGAUGAUCCCGGCGGCCGAAACGCUGAUCAGGAGUGACUGGGAGCGCGGAGGGGUCCUGUACCAACUGGAAGAUGAAAGAAUAUUUGGUUUAAUCUUUAAAAUGGCCGAGCUUGUGCUGACUUACCAAAACAAUUCAGAGAAUAAAUCCAGUAGGAUGCUGACUGUCCUAAUUAUUAUUAUUAAAACAGUCGAAUUUAACCAGAUUAAAGGUUAAAAACAAUAACAUAACAGCUUUAAUGACUUCAUGUAAUCCUUUCUCUCAGUUUUCCCUCAUCAGGCGUUAAACCGGAUCAGAACCAGAACCUUCUCUAAAGUUCACUUCAUACCCAGAAACUCUGGAACUUCUGGAGCUUUAAAAGUUCACAGUUCUGACAGUUCCAGCUAAAAACAGUUUAAAGUUUCUUAAGGCGAAUCAUUUCCUGUUUAAAUAUUCAGCUUAAAUAUUUUUCUGGUUUUUAUCCUCCUACUUUGUUCAUUCAAUUAAUUUUAAUUCAACUGAAUUCUUCACUGAUCCCACAGAGAAAUGAAACGUAACUCAGAUCAUCCAGUUUCUGAAGAGUCGUGUUGAUGCUGCAGGCAGGAAGGAUCUCCAGUAGCAGUCAGGGUUCCAACAAAUCUGCAGCGGCAUCUGACUGAAGGCUGCGGCUGUGUGACAUGCUAACAUGCUAACACGCAGGCAGCAGAGACGACAUUCCACAGCAACAUGUCCUGGAUGACAUCUCCAGUCAUUAGCUAGCUAUGCUAAUCCACCUCUUGGUUUUGCUGCUCCUCUCCACGUCUCUGCCUGGCCGUUUGGUGAGAGAGAUGUUGGAGUAGAGGAUUCAACCCUAAACUCUGUUUGGAGUUUGAACUUCAUCCAUUUUGUUUGCCAAAGAUCUCUCAUUGGCCGGGACGAUGGAGGGAAGAGAUGGUCUGAACUUCCUCCUUUACAGCUCCUCUGGAGCCUGACGCCCAACCCUGGCAGCCCAUUGGCUGUUGUGACCUUUCUCUCCUCCUCUCAGGCGCUAAGCCCCGCCCCCAGCUGCACCAGCAACCGCUCUGAUUGGUUGGAUGGGAGGCAGCAAACGGUAAACGAGUCUCUGUUUUGUGUUUUGUUGAGAACUGCGUAAAAAGCUGUGAAUAUUUUUUCAUAUCUUUGAUCUGCUUUAAUGUUUUUAAACCAGUAGAAACAACUUCCUGUUUGUUUGUGUUCAGGAUUUUCAGAGUAAAACAAAAGAAUCAAUUUUAAACUCAAAGUUCAGAAUGUUAUGCAGCAGAAAAGACCUGAGGUAAAAAAAAUAAGGAAAAACCAGAACCAGAACUGCUUCAGGACCGGAACCAGAACCGUUUUAGAACUGGGAAUGGCGCUCGUUGUGUUCCGCCUGCGUUCCUGUUGCUUUAAAUCUGGGUUUUGGGUUUUUGGUUCAGUUUUCUGGUUCUGGUUCUGUUGGAUUCGUUAGUGACCUGUAAAUAUGUUUGAUCUCAACUGUUUUAUAAGUUUUAUGUAAAUUUCAUGAGUAUUUAUUUAGCCUUGAAAAUAAUGCUGGUGCUAUUUCAUUUUUGUUUUUGUCUCUUAUUUUGGUAAAUGAUGACAGGAUGUAACCCCGCCCUGAUCCUCCGCCAAAAUAAAGCAAUCAUCUGACAAAUAAUGGAUUUCUAACAAUUUUUCAAGUUGUGAAGCGCACUUAUAAAAUGUACAAGUUACAUUAAACUGGAUAAUGCCCAGAGGGUUUUACAGGAUGAAUAGUGACUGAAAUUUAGAUUUAGGAACUAAAUCUGGAGGAAUAACUGUUGUAAGACUACAGUACCCAUGAUCCUCCUGUUUUUAUUUUGUUUUCAUUCUAAUCAAAGCUGCUGGAUAUAUUUUAUUCUCUGUAGGAGGAAACUUCCCACUAACACUCCUGAAACAUUUCUACUUCCUGUGGAUGGAAAACUCAAUAAACUGCAUCAAAAUGUCAA